Pimephales promelas (fathead minnow) is the source of this 1834-nucleotide messenger RNA. The record is from RefSeq and is a predicted model, not a curated record. NCBI's taxonomy places the organism in Eukaryota, Metazoa, Chordata, Actinopteri, Cypriniformes, Leuciscidae.
CAGUUGCAGUGUCAUUGACGUCAUGUCCGUGGGAAACGUCGGCUGCUAGUCCACGAAUGUCCAGCGAGAUAAUUAUCUCUUCUUUGUUUUGUAUUUAAUUUUUAUAAAUGUAAAGAUGAUUCUUACUGUAAAACCUCUUCAAGGAAAAGAGUGUAAUGUUCAGGUGACAGAAAAUGAAAAGGUAUCGACGGUAAAAGAGUUGGUAUCAAAGCGUUUAAACAUCCCUCCAAGUCAGCAGAGACUCCUGUAUAAAGGAAAAGCACUCGCAGAUGAACACAGGUUGAGUGAUUACUCGAUUGGCCCGGAGGCUAAGCUGAAUCUGGUGGUGCGUCCCGCGGGAGAGAGGAGCAGUGGCGCGGGGGGGACCAGCGGCUGGAGUAAUGACAGAGCGGGCAGUGGUGUAUGGCAGUCACUGUCAACUGUCCUGGCCAAACACUUCAGCCCUGCCGAUGCUGCAAAAGUGCAGGAGCAACUUAUUAAGGAUUAUGAGCGCUCCCUCAGACAGCUCAGUCUGGAUGACAUCGAGCGUCUGGCCAGCCGCCUGCUCCACCCCGAGACAGAGGCCAUGGAUACCUCAUAUAUGGACUAAAACACACUAGACUGACAGAGAAACUCCAGCUCCAUUGAACUCCUCCUACCACAUACAUGGUUUGAGAAGUCCAGCCCAGGGAGUAGGAUGUACUUCAUAUGGACUUCUAUGGAGGAAAAUAAAAGUCAGACGUCCCCCUCACAUCAGACUGGGCUUCUGAUGUUCAAGAGGCCACGAUGCUUACCGUCGCUUUCCCAUCAGAGGAAACCGGUGGUGCUUUUACUGCAACUUUGUAAAUAUUGUGUGCAAAUGUUUAAACGAUGAUAAUAAAAGGUGUUCUCGAUCAGCUUGAUCACUUUCUUGCUUUAAAAAAAAAGAAAGAAAGAAAAUCGAGUGGAAUUGACAGACAGCUUGGUUGUAAAUGCAUCUUUAUUUAUGUUUUUUUGGUUUUGAUGUCAUUCUAACAUUUGGCCAAUGUUAAAAAAAAAGAUUUUUUUUUCUUUAUGCAUUUUGGCAUAUAAACUGGAGGAGCUCUUGGGUUGAGUUGAGUAUGGAUAUAUAUUAUUGAACACAAGCUUAACAUGUAAAUGUCCAAAGGCAAAUCAAAACACAUAACUCUUCAUGAACGCUCAUUUACAACAGCUCUACAUGUGCAAAAGAUGACGUUUUGUAACCAUUCUAAAUGGCGUGGUUGUUAACAUUCUUAAGAAAUCUGUUUCAGAGACAGAAAGUGUCUCUAAAACACUUUUAGAAGAACUUACAAUCCAACCAAGACUAAUAUAAUCGGAUGUGAUGUCGACGUGAACUUACCAAAUGUCAGAACACAUUACCCGAGUUAAUACCCAUUACCCCGUCACCAAAUCCCGAUUCACCCUUAAUUCAUGACGUAUUACAUAGGAGGUAUCUAGAGAGAAAUCUCCAAACAAAUCGCAAUGGUUGCCAAGUAGAUUUUAAGGGGAUGUUUUCAUUACGAUGAUGUACUGAAAAACUGGGUUUUCCACUUACAGACGACACCAUUGUCAAAUUGUGAAAACGAUUAAAACGCUUGUAUUCUGCUGCCAGGCCAUGGUUGGCGACGUCACUUUGUAAAGUAACACUACGCGCUAAUAGACUGAACACGUAAUACACAUGCGCACGAAGUCAAGUUUAUGUUGUUUACAUGGAGACGCUACUAAUACUUGCACUUUGAAUCCUGUUUUCAGAAGUCGUGUAAACGGUAAAUACAGUAAAAAUCAAGUUAAAAAUCACCACACCUUCUCCCUAUAUGGACACUGGGAAAUAUAUUUCAUCAUUUUUAUUUAUGUG